GCCCCGCCCAGCGGCAGGUCGUGUGACGUCACGGGACUCGACAGUGAUGGGAAGUCGAGUGAGCGCUGAGAAAAUGAGUCGCAUCCCUCUCUCUCGCUCUGAGGUGUUUGGGGAGCUAAGGAAGGAGCUGCAUGAUGGUGAAGAGUUCCAUCAGUCCGACGUUCACGUCUUCAUCAUCAUGGGAGCAUCGGGGGAUCUGGCUAAGAAGAAAAUCUACCCAACUCUCUGGUGGUUGUUCAGAGACGGCCUCCUCCCUGAGCAGACAUAUUUUGUCGGCUUUGCUCGCUCCGACUUGACAAUAGAUGCGAUCAAGACUUCCUGCAUGCCGUACCUGAAGGUGGCGAAUACAGAGGCAGAGCGGCUGUCGGCCUUCUUCAGCAGGAACACGUACAUCAGUGGAAAAUAUGCUGACGAGAGUUCCUUCUCUAAACUGAACACACACAUUCAGUCUCUGCCUGGAGGACCUGAGGCAAACCGUCUCUUCUACCUGGCCCUGCCUCCCACCAUCUACCACGACGUUACGAAAAACAUCAGGCACCACUGUAUGAGCACGAAAGGCUGGAGCAGGGUGAUUGUGGAGAAACCAUUUGGACAUGACCUUCAGAGCUCAGAGGAGCUGUCCACUCACCUCUCCUCCCUCUUCACCGAGGACCAGAUCUACCGUAUCGAUCACUACUUGGGCAAAGAGAUGGUGCAGAACCUCAUGGUGCUCAGGUUUGGGAACCGAAUCUUUGGGCCGAUCUGGAACAGGGACAGCGUGGCCUGUGUCGUCCUCACAUUUAAAGAACCGUUUGGCACCCAGGGACGAGGAGGCUACUUCGAUGAUUUUGGCAUCAUCCGAGACGUCAUGCAGAACCACUUGCUCCAGAUACUCUGCCUGGUUGCCAUGGAGAAACCAGCUUCCACCAGCUCUGAUGAUGUCAGAGAUGAAAAGGUGAAGGUGCUGAAGUGCAUCGCUCCCGUGUCCAUGUCGGAUGUGGUGCUGGGUCAGUACAUCGGGGAUCCAGAAGGCGAAGGAGAUGCCAAACUGGGUUACCUUGAUGAUCCCACAGUCCCUAAGGGAUCCACUCAGGCCACCUUUGCCACCGUUGUGCUCUAUGUGCACAACGAACGCUGGGACGGUGUUCCAUUCAUCCUUCGCUGUGGCAAAGCUCUGAACGAGAGGAAAGCUGAGGUGCGGCUGCAGUUCACCGAUGUCCCGGGAGACAUCUUUGGAAAUCAGUGUCACAGGAAUGAGCUGGUGGUGCGUGUGCAGCCCAACGAGGCCGUCUACGCCAAGAUGAUGAGCAAGAAACCCGGCGUUUACUUCAGCCCUGAGGAAACUGAGCUGGACCUCACAUACAAGAGUAGAUACAAGGAUGUGAAACUUCCAGACGCUUAUGAACGUCUCAUCCUGGACGUCUUCUGUGGGAGUCAGAUGCACUUUGUGCGCAGUGAUGAACUACGACAAGCAUGGAAGAUCUUCACUCCUCUCCUUCAUCACAUAGACAAAGAGAAGCCAAAACCUAUUCCAUACAAAUAUGGGAGCCGUGGCCCAGCAGAAGCGGACAACCUCUCAAAGAGAGUUGGAUUUAGCUACAAAGGCACUUACAAAUGGGUCAACCCUCACAGACUGUGAACUGCAAGGACGUGAGGGCGGAGUAGAGGUAGGGUAGGAUAGUGGGAGGGGUGCGUGAGUGGUGUCAUGUUCCAGUACUGGAGUGUCUCUGAGGGAGGAGGCGUUUCCACCGUGUGGAUCCAUCACAGUAGCAGAACAAGAAAGGCGAUAUUUAAAAAAAAAAUGGAUUUCUCAGGUGUAGUUAUUAUUCCAUGAAGCCAGUUCAGCAGACAUUCAAAAGAGAAUCCUGAAUUAGGAAUGCCGCCGUCUUUAUUUGAAUCUAGAUGUGGGACCAAGUCAGUUGGAGAGGGAACAAAAGAACAAAAUCUGAAGCAGGAGAUUUUGUGUGAUUUAAAAUAAAUGUCCGAACUGGCUCCAUGUCCCCGUCUCCUUUGAAUUAGGUCUUAAUUUGUCAGGAUGGUAAAUGGAAUAACGAGAACAGAACACAGCAACAACAAAACACUCAUCUGAGUCACGCUCACCCAGCGUAAAUACUUUACUGCACCAAAGACGGUGACUGGACGGAGCAGAGACGAGGAACAACAGCUGUCACUCUUCAAAGCAUUUGAUUGUAGAACCUUUUAUUCUUUUACUGCAUUUAUUAAUCACACUUAGUGGAAGCUAUUCUUACAACUCAUGUACUCAUGUUGCCUCCUCUGCCUUGGACCAAGCACGUCAUGUUAAAGAUAAACAGACUGUGUGGUUUGUAAAGGGGCCAGGUAGCAUCACUUCUAAACAUUCAUACUAAUAUAGUCUUAUAUUAAAGUGUAAACUAAGCUCUCUCUUGUUUAGUAGUUUUAUUAACUUCUUGACAUUUUUCAGGUUUAUUUAAGUUGCUGAUUUAUUUUUUUGUUCUAUAUUUUAAAAGAUGCAGACGGCAGUGGAGUCUGACACAGGUCAACAAUGAAUGUCUAAUGACGCACUGCGGUUCGCUGCUCAUGUAAAGUUAGCUACAUUUCCACAACUUGGAAUAAAAUACUUUUGCUUCUGUUA
Molecule: messenger RNA, 2590 nt
Organism: Hippoglossus stenolepis (Pacific halibut)
Lineage: Eukaryota; Metazoa; Chordata; Actinopteri; Pleuronectiformes; Pleuronectidae
Gene: g6pd
Product: glucose-6-phosphate dehydrogenase
Exons: 13
Coding region: 47-1618 (523 amino acids)
Biological process (GO): pentose-phosphate shunt, oxidative branch; glucose metabolic process
Cellular component (GO): cytosol
Molecular function (GO): NADP binding; glucose-6-phosphate dehydrogenase activity
Source: RefSeq, a predicted model, not a curated record